This is a messenger RNA of Amblyraja radiata (thorny skate), 1328 nucleotides long. RefSeq names its product tetraspanin-1-like. The transcript is spliced from 8 exons. Bases 267 to 998 code for a protein of 243 amino acids. Gene Ontology annotation, cellular component: plasma membrane. Lineage: Eukaryota; Metazoa; Chordata; Chondrichthyes; Rajiformes; Rajidae. The record is from RefSeq and is a predicted model, not a curated record.
GCUCUCCCCCAUGGGAUGGAGGGUGAGAGUGGAUGAGAUCAGGUGAAACAUCACAGAUUACACUUGGGCAUUUGUACGAGUACAAAAAGCAACGUUCCUUCCGGCAUCCAAACCAACACGUCUCCUGUUUUUGAAGAGCGGGUGUCAGACUGAAUAUAGAGGCACCAUUCUUGGUCUGUAACCGAGGGGGGAAAGCAGCUCACCUUUGGAUUUGCGGAGAUUAGCCAAUUUUAUUCCUUCAGAUAAGCCAACACUCGAAGAAAAAGAUGUCUGUCUACAAAUGUUUGAAGAUAAUACUGUUCGCCUUUAAUUUCAUCAUCUUUCUUGGAGGUGGUUCGAUCUUGGGAAUUGGAAUCUGGAUUAAAGUGGAUGGUGGAAAGUUCCUUGAGCUGCUGCAGAAGGUGUCUGCAUCCCUGAACGUGGUGGCCAAUGUAGGGUACCUGUGCAUCGCUCUUGGUGCCUUCCUGAUGCUCAUCGGCUUCCUGGGAUGCUGCGGAGCGAUGAAAGAAAACAAGUGCAUGCUUAUGAUAUUUUUCCUGUUAAUUCUGGUGAUCUUCCUCGCUCAGCUCGUGGCUGGCGUGGUUAUUCUGGCAUUUUCUAGUUUGGCUGACAUCUUCAUGGCUUACAUUGAUACUUGGCUAAUGAAUUUUGUUAAAAAUGAUUAUGGUCGCACUGAUGCAGUGACGGAAACAUUUGAUGCGGUGAUGAAGCAGUUCAAAUGUUGCGGAAUCCAUGGCCACACCGACUUUACAGACUCAUAUUUCUUCAAUACCAACCAACACUAUCCUGAUGAAUGCUGCCCAGUGAAACUAUUCAACGUUCCUUGCAUAUUGCCCACUCUAUCGCAGGGUUGCUAUCCGGUAUUCCUGAAAUUUUUAAAGAGUAACACUAUGAUACUUGGGAUAGUUGCCGUGGCAAUUGGCGUGCUCGAGAUCGGAGCAAUGGCUUCAUCCAUGAUAAUGUACUGUGAAAUCAAGAAACAGUCAAGUGUUGCAUGAAGAUGGGGAAGCCCGUGCUUGUAACACCAUUUUAUUCAUCAUAAGUGUCCUUCUAUAAAUUGAACUUAAGUAAAGAGAGGUUAUUGCUAAUAAAUGAAAUAUUUUUCAUCACUAUCAACAUGUAGCAUGCACAAAGGGCAUGAGUGAGGCAGAAAUGUGGCUGCUUAUUACUAUCAUUUCAUCAUUUCCACCACUUAACCAACAAUAAAUUAAUUCACUGUCUCGUUUCUUAAUCUACUGCAGAUCACCAUAAAUAUACAUUUUUUGUACACCAUUUGCAUUCAAAUGUUUUGAGGCAGGUACUAUAACACCACUUAAAAGGCAUUUGGA